CCAGACUUCUACUGGCAGUUUCUGGGUCAGAUAAACUUUCCAUUGGUCACUAUGGUUUACUUUUUCUCCGGGAGAUGUUUAUAACAGAAAAGGCUCAGUAGGGGCUUUUGUCCACUUUCUCUGUUCCUCCGGUGUUUGGUACAGAGUUUCUAACUGGCAAGGAUAAAAUGAUCUGGUUAUCUCAGGAUCAUGGCAAACCUGGAACCAAGGCUCAAGAAUGCCCCCUAUUUUCGUUGUGAGAAGGGAAAUGAUUCUGUCCCUUUGUGCCAGAAGUGUGAAACAUGUAUCUUAGCCUGGAAGAUCUUUUCUACCAAAGAGUGGUUCCGAAGGAUCAGCAGCAUGUCGCAGAGGAGGUUUCUAGUUAGCAUUCUGGAACAGUUAAACAGCUUGUACUUGUUAAACUACUUCCAAAAUAUCCUUCAGACUACCCAGGGAAAGGAUUUCAUCUAUAACAGGUCCCGGAUCAAUCUCAGGAUGGAGGGGAAAGCGAAAUCCUCCUUGAACCAAAUGUUGGAUAAAACUGCGGAAGAAAAGUUGAGUGAGAUCUUGUACUGGUUUGGCAAUAGCACCCACCAGACGAAGGCAAAUUACACUCUUUUGCUGCUGCAGAUGUGUGACACCAAGUUACUGCUCAUGGCUGCCGAUGUGAUCAGAGUCCUGUUUCUGAGAGAGUGGAACAAUAUCUCAGCGCUUAGUCAAGACUCUGCCCAUGUGAGUUUUUUCCCUGAGAAAGGCUACGACCCCAAGUCUAAGACUUCACAUAUCUUCUGGGCAGCUAAACUCAAGCCCACAUCUUUCCCGUUGUCUAAAGCCCCAGGAAAUAAAACAGUGCCUGAAAAGCUGGAGAGAGAAGCAUCACAUACUGAGGGACAAUGGAAGAAUACACUGCAGUGUAUUUCCGAGAUGAACAGAAUGUUUUCUGGAAAAACAAUCACAUCGAGAUCAGAAGACAAUUCCUGCAAUCUGCUGAUAAACCUGGAUGAUGUCAGAGACCUGUCUUGUGGCUACAGCAGAUACCGGGACUUUAUCCGUCACCUCCCUCUCCAUCUCUCCAAGUACAUUCUAAGUAUGCUGGGAUGGAUGAGGGGAGUCCUCAGAGACCUCCCAUUCUGGCCCAAUCCUGGGGUUUCUGGGCCCAUCUUUCUGUUUUUUACCACUCCCCUAGGAAUGCUCGAUAGAAACACUCUGAACAAGUGUGCCUCUGUAAGCCAGCACUGGGCUGCGAUGGCUCAUCAGGUGAAGAUGGAGUUGAACACACAAACCUUCAUUCAGAACCAAAUUGCCCUCUUGCAGGGAUCCUACACAAAAGGAAUAGAUCCCAAUUAUGCCAACAAGCUUUCUAUCCCAGUUCCUAAAAUAGGAGAUGAUGGGAAGCGCAUGGGUACCAAAAAUCCCAAGUGGAAACUGAGAACAAAGAGUGACUACAAUCUGUGGACUGCAUACCAGAACCAGGAAACUCAACAGGUCCAGAUGGAGGAGAGAAAUGUUUUCUGUGGGACCUACAAUAUCCGCAUUCUCUCUGACACGUGGGACCAGAACAGAGUGAUCCAUUAUUCUGGGGGAGAGUUGAUAGCUGUGUCAUCUAAUAGGAAGAUCAAACUUCUUAACAUCUUAAAAAUCAAGGUGAUACCUAUUGAAUUCCGAGGCCAUGUGGGGAGUAUCCGGACUCUCUUCCUGUGUGAGGGGGAACACUUUCUCCUAAGCGGGAGUUACGACCUAAGCAUCAGAUACUGGGAUCUGAAAACUGGGGUUUGCUUACGGAUCUUCUAUGGCCACCAGGGAACAGUAACUUGCAUGGAUUUGUAUAAGAACAAACUUGUAUCUGGAGCCAGAGACUGUCAAGUGAAAGAAUGGGAUGUAGACACAGGGAAGUGCCUGAAGACAUAUAAACACAAAGACCCCAUUUUGGCUACCAGGAUCAAUGACACCUACAUCGUGAGCAGCUGUGAGCGAGGGAUCGUCAAAGUGUGGCACCUUGCCUUGGCCCAGCUGGUAAAGACUCUCACUGGGCAUGAGGGACCUGUGAAAUGCCUGUUCUUUGACCACUGGCAUCUCCUCUCAGGAAGCACCGAUGGCCUGGUCAUGGGCUGGAGCAUGGUGGGAAAGUAUGAGCGAUGUCUGAUGGCAUUCAAGCAUCCAAAGGAGGUGCUCCAUGUGUCCCUUCACUAUCUCCGGGUCAUCAGCGCUUGCGCAGACGGCAAGAUCCGCAUUUACAAUUUUCUCAAUGGAAACUGUCUGAAGGUGAUAAAAACCAAUGCCAGAGGUGAUCCUGUGCUGUCCUUCUUUUUUCAGGGCAACAGGAUGGUGGUCAACACCGAGAGAAAUAUUCUCAUGUUCCAGUUUGAGAAUAUAAAGUGGCAGUACUCCCUGGAAAGAAGCAAACAAAGGAAGAACAAGGAUAAAGAAGAUGAAAAGGAAGAAAAUAGCCUCAUGGAUGUUCUCUCCAAGUCUAGCACUCAGGUCCACAGUCUGAGAGACUCGAUAUCCAGUAAACAAAUACUGACCCAGGAGUUCCUACCCAAUAAGUUUCACAAAUCUCGCAUCUUUCUGAGUUCAAUGAAGUUAACUUCAGAUGAUGUGGAAAAGGUACAAGAACAAGUAAAACUGGAAACUCGUGGAGAAUUGAUGAGCCGCUUGAAGUCAAAGUCCUGGAAAACCCCUAUUUCACCUGACCGGUUCCUCCUGACUGUCAGUGCUCUACAACGAGCCCAUAAUUCUGGGCAAUUUGCCUAUCUCCACAAGCCCCAAACCCAAGUCCUUGAUGCCUGGGGACCUUCAAUUUCAUAUCCAAGGAAGGUCCUGAAUUUCAAAGGAAAAUCAAUCCAACAUGCAGUUGAUCGCUUGAGAAUCAACAAUCAUCCCAUAGAUGUGAAACAAACUAGUACUCCCUUUGAAGUCCAGAAACUGCAGCCCAACUUGAAGAAAUCUUUGCAUAGUCCCAGAGUCCUGUCCACCGUACCCCAGCCCAUGAUUAUCCGCUCUAGGUUUUCUGACAGAUUAAAGGGUGAAGAUCAAAUAACCAGUUCAAUUGAAGGGGCAGUGCCCAGUAUGGGGCCCCUGACCAGCAUGCAGGUCAUUAAGCCAAAUCAUCUGCUGGCUUCCCGACUGGGCACGGCUACCCUGUCUCUCCAGAGAGAAAGGCCUCGCUUCUACACAACCCUGGAUCCCCUUCGAAUGAACACUGAAUUCAUGCUGUUGACGGUAAAAGAGGAAAAAGAGUAUGAGGAAGCCAUGAUGAAGGAAUAUCAGGCCAGCGAACCCACAAGAGUAGAUGAUCCAGGAAAAUCCAGGAAAGCUGCAUGGAUCCGGAAGGUCAAAGGUUUGCCCAUUGAUAAUUUCAUGAAGCCAGGGAAAACAGCAGCCCCUGAACUUGGACAAAAUAUGUUUAUCUAAACCAACCUCAGGAAAUUACAAUGUCUUAAAUAAACAGAAAACUAGGUAGGUUUGGGUAGUUUUUUUUUUUUUUUAAUUCCCUGGCAAGUAAUGUGAAAACUCCUAAUUAUCUUCUUGUGAUCAAAGGAUUGCUAUAACAGUAAGAAAACAGAAGGACUGGAAGAUAUUGGCAUCUGCAUUCCCACUGGAAACCACUUAGUGAGACUUAGGGAAGUCCAAUGUCAUCGAGUCGGGUAGGGAGGUGAUCACUGGAAAUGAGAUACACUCAUCACUACCAAUUUCAUGCUAUGAUUCUUCCUAUCAAAUGAAAUGAUGGUGAGGUAGGGGAAAGAGGCAGAGUAGGAAAAUGGUAAGAGUCAGUAAGAGGAUGGAUGUCAGGACCACCGUUUGAGUUGUUUCAUCACUUGAUGUGCUCUAGCAAGUCAAACAACACCUGUUUCCCAAACAGGACAAAAGGCUCCAUUCUUACAAAAAAGACAACUAUGCAAUUCAGCCUGAGCAUGCACACAUGACAAAAUCUCAAGGACAGGUUACAGGGAGCCAGUCAACUUUUUCUCAGGUGCCUUUAAAAGAAGGGAUAUCAAGAGACCAUGGAGGCACUCUUGCUCCUCCCAUACUCUGUUGGGAACUUUCUUACACUUCUGAACCAUAACCUCUUUAAUAAAUUUCUGCUUAUCUUGGUAUUCAUG
Messenger RNA from Marmota monax (woodchuck), 4082 nucleotides. It is a transcript of the gene Fbxw10b, whose product is annotated as F-box and WD repeat domain containing 10B. The transcript has 12 exons. The record is from RefSeq and is a predicted model, not a curated record. NCBI's taxonomy places the organism in Eukaryota, Metazoa, Chordata, Mammalia, Rodentia, Sciuridae. The coding region runs from base 190 to 3393 and encodes 1067 amino acids. Gene Ontology annotation, molecular function: protein binding.